AGCCUCUGUUUACCUUCGAUAUUGCCUGUUAGUGACUAACAUUUGCUAUUCAAACCACGACAAAAAACAGCCGUUGUCGAAAUUUACGUCAAAUUCAGUCUGGUUAAAUGACAAACUAACACGUUUUUAAUUAACAUUAACACGACAAAUUAGCACCCGUUAAAUGAACAUAAAAACGACAAACUAGCACUUGUUUAAUGAACAUUAAAAAAGCGACAAGCUAUUCAUGUUCGUGGCUAACAUUUGCUCUUCGAAACACAACAAAAACAGCCGUUGUAGAAAUUAUGUCAAAUUCAGCCUGGUUGAUUGACAAACUAAUAUGAAUAAUACACAAAUAAUUAACAUAAAUACGAAAAAUUACCACCCGUUUAAUUAAUAUAAAAACGACAAACUAGCACUUGUUUAAUGAUAUAUAUACAGUAUAUAAAUAAAUUGAUAAAGUUGGAUCAAUGUUUAAUAUAUUUGAGGACUUAAAGUAAUUCAACCUUCAAAACACAUGACAUAAAACCAUAAAUAUGGUUGAAUGAUUUAUUAAAACAGUUGUUUUUUAUUAUUGUAAAAUAUACACCUUAUGAAAUGUCUAAAAACGUUUCAUAAAGGCAUAAUUAUCAAUAACCAUUUUAGAUUUACUUAUUUUAAAAACGAGUCUAAAAGAGCAAGAAUUGCAGUCGUUCUGUUUAAGGUUAGGAACGACAUAGACGUGAUUGCUUGUUGUGGUAGGACAUAUUUAAGGUUGUACUUUUAUAACGCAUGCGCAUUAGCCUCUGUUUACCUUCGAUAUUGCCUGUUCGUGGCUAACAUUUGCUAUUCAAACCACGACAAAAAAACAGCCGUUGUCGAAAUUUACGUCAAAUUCAGUCUGGUUAAAUUACAAACUAACACAUUUUUAAUUAACAUUAAAACGACAAAUUAGCACCCGUUAAAUGAACAUAAAAACGACAAGCUAGCACGUGUUUAAUGAACAUUAAAAGCGACAAGCUAGCACGUGCUUAAUGAACAUAAAAACGACCAGCUAGCACAUAUUUAACGAACAAAACGAAAAUGUUUACAUCGCAAACGUCGUCAUUCCAGGAUUCCAUCGACGUGGAGGAGAGAGAAGACUUCGACAACGAGGACAUUUCAGGCUACAACCAGAAGGUUCAAUUGAACUGCUAUUACGCCAUCUAUCUGUACCAGGGCACAAGAUCUGAGGCUACUGGGGAAAAUGUGUCUUGGAAGCAAGGGCGAGCAGACUCCACAAGCAGUCAGGAGGACUUUAGCUUGACCCUGAUUGACAGCAGCCUGCCAAUGGAGGCGGAACCAGAGCUGCGCACGUACAUCUCCAGGAGGCUGAGCAAAGGAGCCCUGCUCGGAGGCAUGGGCAACAUCGCCACGGUGGAACUCAGUGUUCCAGAGCAGGCAGUGGGCUGCUAUUGUUGCCUCCUGGAGCAGGAAAGAUCCCCCGACCAACCCGAUGCAGACGGCAACGGAUACGUCAUCUGCUUCCUGGGAGGUUCCGAAAAAGGACUCAACUUAUAUCGACUGGAGCUUGACAAAUACGUCCAAGGCCUUCACAGCAGCCUGCAAACACCAGAGCUGCAGAACUUGGAGACAGAGCUGCGUCCCUACCUGAGUCGCUGGUACGAGGAGUCGGUGAUGCACGUUCAGCGUGUGGUGCAGCUGGUCCACUGCAACAUCAGCUUCCUGCUGCACGCUGCCCUGAGUCACAAGCAGGUGGACGUGACCAACGCAGACCAGAGGACCAAGGCGGACGUGUCCAGGUUCAUCAAGGCGGCGAGCCUGCAGGGUCUGUCUCAUGGGGACACCACUUCAGCCUCUCUGUGUAAAGCCAUGUGUGAUGACACCCACUAUGACCUCAUCAUUGACUGCUCACUGAGCCCGCCCACCCUCGCCAACACCAGAAGUAAUCGUUUCUGCGAUGACUGGAGUCAAGCCUUUCUGAACGCUGCAGAACGAGGAAACCCUUUCUUACUCCGACAGAUCCUGGAGAACUUCAAACUUAAGGCCAUCCAGGACAUGAACAGCCUCAAGCGGUUUGUGCGCCAGGCGGAGAUGAGCCACUACGCUCUGUUCCGCUGCUGCCAGUUCCUGCAGAGCUGCGGCAACGGCGACGUGCUGCUGCAGAACGCCAAGGCCGAGCACAGCGACCUGCCCGAGGCCUGCCGCAUCAUCAACGUGCUGGAGGAGUUCCUGGGGGAGCAAUUGCAGGCCUGAUGACAGCAUCAUCCAGGUUACAUAUUUAAACACUACAUGGGACGGGUGUUUUAUUUAAGGUGCAAUACUACGCUCCGUGGGUAGUGACAGUUUGUCUCAGUGAACAUGACAUCAUUGCUAAUUGUCACAUAGAAUUUAAUGUUUUAAACUAAGAAAUCAUUUUUGUCUGUUAAAAUAUGGUCAGUGUGUGAACUUGCAAUUAUUUUCGAGUGCUUUCUUUUCCAUUUGUUGUAGUAUAAAGGAUCUUUGAUUAAGGGAUAGACACAAUAGAUUUAUGUAUAAGCUGCUAAAAAACACUAAGUGUAAAGGAAAUAUGUCACCUAGUUGUGAAAAGUGACGUGUACUGUGAAUUUUGUGAAAUGUGAUACCGUAUUUUUCGGACUAUAAGUCGCAGUUUUUUUCAGUUUGGCCGGGGGUGCGACUUAUACUCAGGAGCGACUUAUGUGUGAAAUUAUUAACACAUUAGGGUAAAAUAUCAAAUAAUAUUAUUUAUCUCAUUCACGUAAGAGACUAGACGUAUAAGAUUUCAUGGGAUUUAGCGAUUAGGAGUGACAGAUUGUUUGGUAAACGUAUAGCAUGUUCUAUAUGUUAUAGUUAUUUGAAUGACUCUUACCAUAAUAUGUUACGUUAACAUACCAGUUGGUUAUUUAUGCCUCAUAUAACGUACACUUAUUCAGCCUGUUGUUCACUAUUCUUUAUUUAUUUUAAAUUGCCUUUCAAAUGUCUAUUCUUGGUGUUGGCUUUUAUCAAAUACAUUUCCCCCAAAAAAUGCGACUUAUAUGUUUUUUU
Molecule: messenger RNA, 3003 nt
Organism: Nerophis lumbriciformis (worm pipefish)
Lineage: Eukaryota; Metazoa; Chordata; Actinopteri; Syngnathiformes; Syngnathidae
Gene: lg22h17orf75
Product: linkage group 22 C17orf75 homolog
Cellular component (GO): trans-Golgi network
Source: RefSeq, a predicted model, not a curated record